AUGAAUUGGUCGGAUAAGCCAAAUAGACUUGCUGGUUGCAAAUACUGUCCAAAGCAAUUGAAGUGUGCAUCUACUUCUGGGACUAGUAGUUUGAGAAGACAUUUGCAAAGAUGUAAAGUAUACCCGUAUAGUGAUGUUAACUUGAAGAGUAAUAGAACUCCUAACGUUCAGGCAACUGGUGUUCAUGGUACUAGCAGUGCAUCUCCCUCUUUUGUAGCUCAAGCAUAUGACCCAACUGUCUCAAGAAUGAAGCUUGCUAGAAUGAUUAUCAUAGACGAGUUAGCUUUUAGACAUGUUGAGCGUGAAGGAUUUCGUGAUUUCGUCUACUCACUAAGACCCGAGUUUCAUAUUCCUUCUAGAAUCACUGUAGCAAAAGAUUGUUUCAAGUUGUUUUUGGCUGAGAAGGAAAAGUUGAAAAGUUUCUUUAAGCAAUCACAAAUCAGAGUUUGUCUAACAACUGAUAUUUGGGCAAGUAGACAUCAUCUGGAUUAUAUGAGUCUCACUGCCCACUUCAUUGACCAUGAUUGGAGGAUGCAAAAAAGGAUUAUCAACUUCUCUUCUAUUCCUAAUCACUCGGGUCAAACAAUUGGGAAGACGGUUGAAAAACAUUUGCUUAGUUGGGGGAUUGAUAGGGUCCUAACUGUAACAGUGGAUACCGCAAGUUCUAAUGAUGUGGGCAUGUCAUAUUUGAAGAAAAGAAUUAACAACUGGAAGGGAAGUGUCUUGAAAGGACAACAUCUCCAUAUGAGAUGUUGUGCUCACAUAUUGAAUUUGACCGUGAAAGAUGGAUUAAAGGAUGUUGAUGAUUCAAUCUAUCGUAUUCGAUCGGCAGUCAGAUAUGUUAGAUCAUCGAACUCUAGGAUGCAGAGAUUUAAAACUUGUGCUCAUGAAGAGAAGUUAGAGACCAAAAAACUUGUAUGUUUAGAUGUGGAGACUAGAUGGAACUCUACUUUCAUGAUGUUGGAGUCGGCUUUGCAAUUUCAAAGGGCAUUUGAGAGGUUAGAGGAGGAGGAUCCCAAGUAUAAAGUUGAGCUUGAGAAGUUGAAAGGGACUCCAAAGGAGUUGGACUGGUCUUAUGUGGAGUCUCUAGUUCCAUUUCUGAAGAUAUUUUAUGAUGCUACAAUGAAAGUUUCGGGAUCUUUGUAUGUCACAAGCAAUGAUCUCUUUCAUGUAGUAUAUGGCAUCGCUUGCAUGCUUAAAAAGGAAACUUCAUCUAAAGUGUAUGGUCAAAAAGUCAUGGCAAAGAGAAUGAAAGCUAAGCAUGACAAGUAUUGGGGCAAUUUGGACAAUAUUAACCCUUUGUUAUUUAUUGCUGUGGUUCUUGACCCGAGAUACAAGCUAGAAUAUGUGGUUUUUGCACUUGAUGAAGUUUAUGGGAAAGAUAAUGGGGGAGAUUGGACCAAGGAGGAGUUGCAUAAUAAGGUGAAGGGUUUUCUCGAUGACAUGUUCAAGAACUAUUCAGAAAUGAGAGGGGUUAUUUGUGGAAGUUCUUCAAGAAGUGGGGGGAGUGUAGAGCCAAAUGACGAGAACGAGGAGUGUGAAAAUGUUGAGGAUUAUCUGAAGAGAAAAUUUAAAAGAAAGAGAAUAGAAGACAGAGCUGGAGAAACUACUAUUUCGGAACUUGAGAGGUAUUUAAAGGCAAACAUUGAGGAUGAUGAGGAUAAGAAUUUUGAUAUCUUAGCGUGGUGGAAGAAGCACUCUAGUGAGUAUCCGAUAUUGGGUUUGAUGGCUAAAGAUGUGUUGGCGAUUCCAGUAUCUACUGUUGCAUCCGAGUCCGCUUUCAGUACCGGUGGACGCGUUCUAGAUGCAUUUCGGAGUUCUUUGACUCCCUUGGUCGUUGAAAGUUUGAUUUGUGGUCAGAAUUGGCUUCGAUCGAGUACUCUUCCAAUUGAUAUGGAAGAGAAGUUUGAGGAAAUUGAAGAACUUGAGCAAGGUAUGAAUUUUAUCAACAAUGUGGUUUUAACACUUUAUCAUUUGUUUAUACUAUUAUUAAUUUAUUUGUGGUUUUGUUAA
This is a messenger RNA of Linum tenue, 2013 nucleotides long. The record is from the annotation of a GenBank genome assembly. NCBI's taxonomy places the organism in Eukaryota, Viridiplantae, Streptophyta, Magnoliopsida, Malpighiales, Linaceae.